AUGGCAUACCGAGACCCCUACGUCGACCAAUAUAACUUGGGCACUCAAAAUAACUAUCAUGGCUCUUACGCUCCACGACAGACAUACGACGACAUGGGUCCAGAUUAUGACCCAUAUUCUACGGCAUACGAUAGCGAAUCGAAUCAGCCAUACCACGACUCAAAUUCCGGUACACAGACUUACCCCCCUCAACGACUGCCCUCAACAAAAAUAGCUCAACGGCAGCCCUCAAAUGGAGCCUACAUAACCGACGCCAAUAGAACCAAUAUCCCUGUCCUCGCAGUUGCCCCCGUACGUAAGGAGGGCGGUGGAUUUGAUAAGGGAGAGUUUACGCCGACCACUCCGAAAUCAGUUCGUGCUAUCAAGAAUUAUAGAGUUGACCACCAGGGGAACUUGUGGACGAAAGGAGGACGAGGGCGCUGCGUUGGACGGGUUUGUUGUUGUACAGUUAUGACGGCUGUCUUCUUGAUCGUCAGCAUCGUUCUUUCCUUGGCUCUGGUAGGUCAGGUCCAACCAACAGUGAUUCCGAACUUUAUUUUUGCCUGUUCAAAGUGGAUAAGACCGCCCAGCGUUGUCAUCGGGAAUGUCCAAACUUCUGGGGUCAAUGUUACGGGAGGCUCAGGUUUAUCGAUCAACCUGGGAGUUAAUAUCUCCGUCAAUAAUCCAAAUUAUUUUUCUGUCGACUUUCAAAAGAUUGAAGCUGAGGUAUUUAUUCGCAAUGUGUGGAAACCGUAUAUUUUUUUCCUCAAAGCGCCGCAGAUAUACUAUCCAAUCAACAACACCCUAAUUGGCGGCGGGACUUCAGAAAACAUUAUAUUCCAUUCAAGAUCACAAACUGAAUUCACAUUCCCAUUCAUGCUUUCCUACCAGACGACUCUUGAUCCUCAGGGUAAGAUUUUGAUAGAUCUGGCAAAUAAAUGUGGCGUCAAUGGAGGGACAAAAAGCAACAUAUCAGUCAAUUACAAGAUCACGUUGGGCAUUCGAAUUGUGCUUGUGACGAUUUCUCCUGUGGUCGCCAACACUUUCACAUUUUUGUGUCCGAUCAGCGCAGCUGAGCUUGAGGAUAUGCUCAAAGGAGCUGGGAGCUGA
Molecule: messenger RNA, 1089 nt
Organism: Laccaria bicolor S238N-H82
Lineage: Eukaryota; Fungi; Basidiomycota; Agaricomycetes; Agaricales; Hydnangiaceae
Exons: 7
Coding region: 1-1089 (362 amino acids)
Source: RefSeq, a predicted model, not a curated record